CGCCCGGCGGCUCGGGAGCGCGCGCGGGCGCGUGCCGGAGGGGGCGGGUGGGGAAGGAUCGCAGGCGAGAUUACGAGGCGAGGCUCGCGCGCCCGCCCCCGCCCUGGCCCCCAGUGCCCACCUGGUCGGCCCGGCACAGCCAUGAUCAAGGCGAUCCUAAUCUUCAACAACCACGGGAAGCCGCGGCUCUCCAAGUUCUACCAGCCCUACGUGAGUAUCCAGCUGCCGCUGAUCCGGGCGAGGGGGAGUCGUUGGCGACGGGCAGCGCCCAGCGCGGCUUUCUCAGAGGGACCCCCUCCGGCGCGCUGCGGCCCUUCUCGCGUCCCGGCCGCCUGGCCCUCACCAGCCGUCAGCCUCUCGAGUGAAGAUACACAACAGCAAAUCAUCAGGGAGACUUUCCAUUUGGUAUCUAAGAGAGAUGAAAAUGUUUGUAAUUUCCUAGAAGGAGGAUUAUUAAUUGGAGGAUCUGACAACAAACUGAUUUAUAGACAUUACGCAACGUUAUAUUUUGUCUUCUGUGUGGACUCUUCAGAAAGCGAACUUGGCAUUUUAGAUCUAAUUCAAGUAUUUGUGGAAACGUUAGACAAAUGUUUUGAAAAUGUCUGUGAACUGGAUUUGAUUUUCCAUGUAGACAAGGUUCACAAUAUUCUUGCAGAAAUGGUGAUGGGGGGAAUGGUAUUGGAGACAAAUAUGAAUGAGAUUGUUACACAAAUUGAUGCACAAAAUAAGCUGGAAAAAUCUGAGGCUGGCUUAGCGGGAGCUCCAGCCCGUGCUGUAUCAGCUGUAAAGAAUAUGAAUCUUCCUGAGAUCCCAAGAAAUAUUAACAUUGGUGACAUCAGUAUAAAAGUGCCAAACCUGCCCUCUUUUAAAUAAAAAUGUAAAAAGGCCACUCCCAGGUAAAAUCCAGGGGGAAGAGUCAUCUAAGUUUACCAUGCAGUUGUUUACCAAAAAUAGAGGAGGAGAGUCUUAACUUUUGCUCUUGGAUUUAAGUCAAGGUACUGUAUAGAAGUUGUGUAAAAUCAGUAUGAAAGUUCAAUGUUGCUUUUCUUGCUCAGUGAUUUUAAAGAAAUUGAGUAGUCCUAUGUGAUUUUUUUUUUCUUUUCUAAACUGCAUUCCUGUGCCCACCUACGGCAUGCCUCUAUGUAUUGGCUACUACGGUGUUUUAAAAAGUGUUUCAGAUAUUUCUCUAAUUAUGUACAACCUAAAAUGUUGGUGUUUUGUAUGGAUCACAAGUGCAGCAUUCCUUAAUUCCUUCUGCUAUUUGUCACACAAUUGUUAUUUAAAGAACCAAGUAUGUAUUGCAUGAAAACAUUAUGACUUUUUUCUCUUAGUUUAAAUAAACUCCAAGGUAAAUGGACUUCUAAAGCACCUUUCUGUUUGCCUGAUAUCUACUUUAGCAAUAAUUUUUUUUACAACCCUCUGACUCAACAAAGUAAAUAAAAGUAUAUUUUAUCACUAUUAA
Molecule: messenger RNA, 1462 nt
Organism: Symphalangus syndactylus (siamang)
Lineage: Eukaryota; Metazoa; Chordata; Mammalia; Primates; Hylobatidae
Gene: AP3S1
Product: adaptor related protein complex 3 subunit sigma 1
Biological process (GO): Golgi to vacuole transport; intracellular protein transport
Cellular component (GO): AP-3 adaptor complex; membrane coat
Source: RefSeq, a predicted model, not a curated record